CAGCUCAUAAGUCAAGCUUAAUGAUGUCCGGAUGAGCCCGACUGCACCGGGAUUAAAGCCCAGCACGCAUGUGGACGCACACGCUCGCUUUCGGAAAUGGGAUUCGGUUUGGAGAAACUUGUGCAGUCGGACCUGGUGGAAAGUUGCUCGGUGUUUGAGCCGCUUUGCUUUCUCAUGGAUGGAAAUUAAGGAGAAGAAAUGCGGUGCGAUGCGGGAAAGUUUUGCACAGUUCAGGUAAAGUUCUCCUAAAGUUGCGCAUCUGGUUCUGAUACAGUUUGGAGAGCGAGUUAGAGAAGCCGGUUGGAUGGAAACACGGCGCUAGUUUUCAGGUUGCGAACAAACCACGGACGGUUUUGAUAACCCAUGCGCUAAAAAAGGAGGGCAUACACUCCCUAAAAUUAGGAGGAGGGACGCGAUGGCAGAGAAAGAGACGCAAAAGCGAGGUGCAGUUUACCGGAGUGUCUCUUUCAAGAGGUUGCAAAGUUGGAAAAGCAACAAGAGAGCUGAAGAACAGAGGUGCAGACCAGAGGAUUUGGAAAGUCCAGCCCUUCCCCCUCCAGCUGCCCAGCCUGUGGAUAUGCGCAGUACAGCUGCGGCUAGAAAAGUUUCCAAAAUCUCAGCAGCCACCCUCACAAGAGCAGAUCUCAAGAAAAGGCAUGGCAUUUCACCCUCUGUUCGCCAGCUGUCCGAAAAAUUUGGAGCGAACACGACUUCUGAUAGCACUGGAGUCCUCACCACUGCUUCUUCCCCAAGUAUUGGAGCUUCAGAUGGGACGCAAUCGCAGGAUGACAGCAAAGAGCUUUUAAACAGCCCUCCUGAGAGACCUUCGGAUCAAAGGUAUCACUCUGGGCAUUCCGGUCAGGAGUCUGUAUCCGGCUCGGACUCCGAUUUCGGUCAGAGGUACAGUGUUCGGAAGAGAGUUGGCACAACUCCAGGUAAGAGAGGUUUCUCUGAUGGAUCUGAUGGUGUUAGUGGUGCCACUUUUAAUUCAGAAGAUGAUGUUUUUGUCAUAGGGCGGUCACCACGCGAGAGUCACCGCAGCCGUGUUGAAACGAUUCAUGUCGAUUCGACCUGGCCGAGUGUUACGAAAAUCCGAGAGCUGUUUGAUGAUGGUCAGAGGAAGCACCGCAUAUCAGCGUCAGAUGUCGAGGAUUUGAAAUCUGCUGGAUAUAACGUUUAUUCUUUCAGUUCAAAAGAGGCAAACGUUUCUUUAGACAGACAGUCGCCACUACCGCCAAGAGCCUGGCAGGACACAAACAACUCGGAUUAUGAUGCUAACAGACUGUCUGCUGACUUUCUAAGCUCUGAUGACACUAGAUGCGCAGGUAGGGACUUGGCUUUCAGUACUGAUGCUCAUAGUUCUGUAAAAGAAAAACAACCACCAGGUACCGAAACACGGACCGAAAGUGACCCCCGGCCCUCUCCGCCAACCCCUCCACCUCGCACCAGCUCUAUCGCUCUGCCUCUCCGGUCCAAUUCCUGCGUUUACCGUAAGCAGCUGCAUGAGAGGGCAGAGCAGCCGCAGCCAUCAGAUAGUUUGCAUUCCUCGCAUAGUUCCUCAAAACCACAGACGGGCUCUUCCGUGGAACCGUUCACGGCUCAGCUCAGCUCGGGAGAGGAGCAGGUCGAGUCCGAAGGACCGACAAACACACUGCGUGGCAGUAGUGGAAUUAGUGCACAUUUCUCAAAAAACAAGCAUGGCGUCUGGACCAAAGUGGCACAGCAAUCUUCCGGAAGUGAGGAGGACAGCCUGGUAGGAUUAGCUCACCAUGUUCGACGCCGCUCUUUGAGGAAAAAGAAGAAAAGCAACUGCAGUAGAGACAAUGCAGAGUCUGAUGACAGUGAUGACCAGCGUCUGAUGAUAGAGCAAACCUCUGAAUCCCAAAUGGACAACCGUCGAUUUGAAAACUUGCGGUCCAAGACCUACUUCGGUGGGCGUACCUCUCAAGGCUCGUCCAUCAUCCAGGAGACAUACAGGCGGUUAUAUAAAUCCUCAGAUGGACAGAUUGGCUCGGGUCCUGUUCCGUUUGUAUCACGAGUGUCAAAGGUUACCAUUCCUCCGUUUGUCUCCACACCGCUGGGGUCACGGAGUAACAGCAGAUAUUCCAGCACCGAGACUUUAAAGGCAGAGGAGUCAGGACUGUCAUCUUCUGUCCACAGCAAAACGUAUCAUGGCAAUGCCACUAUGUACCGCUCACCUAGUCUUGGACACGGGGACGGCUUUUCUCGAGCACCAGUUCGUGUUCGGCCUCAUUUAAAUUCAGAAGAAUACUUAACGAGUUCAGAAAAGAGGCAAACUCGACACUCUGGAAUUACAGAAAAGGAAAAAGACAGGAUAUCAAUGUCGAAUCCUGAUAUUGCAUCCGAAACGCUAUCACUCUUGAGCUAUUUAAAAACUGAUUUAUCACAGCUGAGAAUGAAACGGCGGGAACAAGACGGCGAGGAGAAUCUGAACCCCAGCGUUCAUGGCGGUUCAAGCCCGUCAGCCAUGUACAGAAUGGGCUCAAGAAGCUCAGGGUUGAACUCAAGACGACCUUCGCUAAAAGACCUCACUGCUACGUUAAGAAGGACCCAAUCUUUAACGUACACGGACAAGCCGUUGGGUAGACGCUAUUCCGAGAUCGGGUCAGCUAUGAGAAGUUCCUCUGAGCAGAAACUGGACUUUGAAAGUGACGGAGAUCGAGUAGUGGUGUCCGAUAGAGAGGUGGAAAGUGACGAUUGCAGAGUGUGCUAUGGCUAUGAGGAGCAGAUGCCAACACCUCUACAAGACAGGUACAUUCAAGAAGCUAGGCAGGUAAUAAGAGAUAUUUGUCAGAUGGGUGCUAACAAAGAUGAUGACGAUGAUGAUGAUGAUGUUGAUGAUGUUAAUGAAGGCUUUAAAACAAAAGAAAACGUUUGCACUGAGGAAGAUGACGUAAAUAAACUGAAGGAACAGGAAAGGAACGUUGGACAGAUGAUGGACACUGAAAACAAAGAACAGAAUGGAAAUUCAGAAGAAAACAUGUUUGGUGAUAAGUCACUGGACGAACUUUCUGGACACGAGUCCAGUCUGACAGAUGAGGGAAUCGUCACGGAGCCAGAGGCUGGCUCAUGCACAAGACUGUCCUCUGGAACGGACCUCCUGGGGCAGGCGCUCACUGUUUGGACUCAGUCUGGGCUGUAUGAUCAACAGUUGCCUAACGUGACGCCAGAGAAGUAUUUCGCCUCUCCAGUCGUGUCUGUCAAGACAGAAUACGAAGCAGUAGCUGUGGGAGAUGUAGAACUUAAUAAAAAUGUAAACCAGGCUUCUAUGGAGGCCCCAGCCACCCCGAGCGCCCUUCGUAGACGCAGGAAAUUCUCAACCGGCAACAACUGUUCAGACUCCAACGGCAACGGGAGUAACGGUGAGUCCACCGGCGAGUCAGCUUAUCGUUCCCUCAGCGAUCCGAUGCCGCAUAGAUGCCGUCAGGUCACAGAGGAUGGCACUAACAGCUUCUCCUUGGACAGUAACCUGCUCGGUUCGCUCUCUUUAAACUCCAAAGUGGUCGUAAGUACGGAUUCUUCUGCAGCAGAUCUGUCUGAAUGCACCGGCAGCGCAGCUAGCGACCUUUCCGUCUACAGUGACACUUUAAGGGACUACAACACAGAGAUUCAGAGCAUCGUGCAUGAACCUGGUGCCAUGGACAAACUCAUCGAUGAAAAGGCAAACGGAAAAGCAGUGAAGAAAAAGAGCUUCAGUGACCCGAGCAGACGAGGAGAACUGAUACAUCCAGUUCUUGAGGUCCAAAACGAACCAAUUAACGAGCUCGAGCAGCCCAUACCUCCUUCCAGCAGUGAACCAACCUUAUCAGAGCAUCGAGAUGAGUUGUGGGAGCUGAACAGUAAACAGCGCCAGCCCUAUUCCAACAGACCUCGAUCCCAGUCCGAGCGCUUAUUGCCUUCCCAGUCUGACCGCAAUGGAGAUACUAAAGUGGACGGAGAGGCGAAGUUCCCCUUUGACCCAAAGCUGGCACAGGUAUUGUCUUCGUACAUAGGCCGUCGCAGUUACAAGAAGCGUACACCUCGAGUCACACAUCAGCAGUCUUGUGAGGAGGAGGACCAGUUUCCUGACAAGCAGCAGGAUCAGGCUACUGUUGACGACCCCAAGUCCAUCAUGCCUGAGUCUGAAAUCAGGCCCAAACAUAUGCGGCAUGUCAGUGAACCUGCUACUUUUGUCCCCAUUGUACCCUCCAACCAGCAAGGUGUCGGGUUUAAGAUCCCAGAACUCGUACGACCAUCCAAAACCAGACCAGCAGACGGAACUCCAUCCCUGGAGGACGUCACCGAACAGUACAUCCUGGCUUUGAAUCCACCCGAGGGUUCGACAGAGGCUGGUGAUGAAGGCGCCGAGGGUGCUAGUUGUACUCCUACAACCAGCGAGCCCAAGCUACAAAGGAAGUCUAGUGAUGAGCUGACCCAGGUGCCACUCAGAACCAAACCACGUGUGGACAUGAGAAGACACGUGAUGAUGACGUUGCUGGACACUGAACAGUCGUAUGUGGACUCUCUGAGGACCCUCAUACAGAGCUACAUGAAGCCCCUGAAGCAGCCUGAAAUCUCUCCGCUCUGUGAUCCGUCUCUGGUGGACGAGAUGUUCUACCAGAUUCCAGAGAUCCUGGAGCAUCAUGAGCUCUUCCUCGAGCAAGUGAUCAUCUGUGUCAAUGACUGGCACGAGCGCCAGACCGUCGGAGACCUGCUCGUCCAGUCGUUCUCCAAGGAAGUGCUGGCUAACAUUUACUCAGCAUACAUCGAUAACUUCCUGAACGCUAAAGACGCAGUGAGGGUCGCCAAGGAAGCCAAGCCUGCUUUCAUGAAGUUUUUGGAGCAAAGUAUGAGGGAGAAUAAAGAGAAACAGGCUCUGGGAGAUCUGAUGAUCAAACCUGUACAGAGAAUCCCUCGCUACGAGCUCAUAGUCAAAGAUCUGCUGAAACACACUUCAGAAGAUCACCCAGACCACCAGUACCUGCUGGAUGCUCAGAAGAACAUAAAGCGAUUGGCUGAGAGGAUUAACAAGGGACGCCGUAACGCUGAGGAGGUGGAGCGGGAGACGAGGGUCAUGCAGGAGAUCGAGGCUCACAUAGAGGGAGUGGAACAUAUCCUGAACCCUCAGAGGAAGUUCCUGCGACAGGAAAUGGUGAUGGAGGCGAAGUCAGUCGGAGGGAAGAAGGAUCGUUCUCUGUUCCUGUUCAGUGAUCUGCUCAUCUGUACCACGCUGAAGAGGAAAUCUGGAUCUUUACGUCGGAGCUCCAUGAGUCUUUAUACUGCUGCUAGUGUGAUCGACACCUCCAGUAAAUAUAAAUUCCUGUGGAAACUGCCGCUGGAGGAUGUUGACCUCGUGAAAGGUUCCAAUCAGGCAGCAAACAGAGAUACGAUCCAGAAAACCAUCAGCCGCCUGGACGAGGAUCUCAGUACGCUCGGCCAAAUCAGCAAACUGUCCGAGACGCUCAGCUUUCCUCACCAGAGUCUGGAUGACGUGAUUAAGGACCUGAUGGCAUCGGUGCACAGAGAAUUAGCAGAGAAACAAUCCCUGGCAUUCAGCAUGACCUUCCUGCCCACCAAGCUGGAGCUGAGCACGGCGUCGGCCGAUAGCACCUUCGUCUUCGAGUUCAGCAGUCCGGACGCUCGCAGCAACUUCGAGCAGGCGUUCGAAGAGGCUAAAAAAAAGCUGGCGAUGAAUAAGGACGAGUGGGAUCCCGAGUUCCUGAAAGCGAUUCCCAUCAUGAAGACUCGCAGUGGGAUGCAGUUCUCGUGUGCGUCGCCCAGCCACAGCAGCGUGGAGAACGUGUGUGAGGUGUGGGUGUGUAACAGCGAUGGCUAUGUCGGACAGGUGUGUGUUCUGAGUAUCAGAGCUGAACCCACGGUGGAGGCCUGCAUCGCCGUCUGCUCGGCACGCAUCAUCUGCAUCGCCGCCGUACCUGGACUCAAAAACAGAGAGCGUGUGGACUCGAAACACUCUGCCCCCACAGCCCCUCCUGAAUCCGAAUCUCCCCAUGCGGCCUCUGUCCAGCCCCAGCUCCACAUCUCCAUCUCUCGCUCCUCUCCAGAACUCAGCGAACCCCCCGCACCUUCAGCACCCGACCUGGGUCCCUUUGAGAGCGACGACUCUGACGAUGAAGACUCCCCGAGCCCUUCCUCCACACUGCAGAGCCAGGCGUCCCACUCCACCAUCUCAUCCAGCUACGGCAACGAUGAAAAAGCGGGCUGUAAGGACAUGGCAACCGAGACCACCAGUUCAGAAGAGGAACAGGAGUUCUCUGUGCCCAGUGGGUUUGGGCAGCAGAGGCUCAGUGUGGAGAGCCCAAUGGAUGGACGUGCCAUGCGUAGAUCCAGCCGAGGCUCCUUCACACGUGCCAGCCUGGAGGACCUGCUGAGCAUCGACCCCGAGGCCCAUCAGAGCUCGGUGUGGCUCGGCACAGAGGAUGGAUGUAUCCACGUCUACCAGUCGUCAGAUAACAUCAGGAACAGGAAGAACAGUAUGAAGAUGCAGCACUCGGCCUCCAUCUUGUGCAUCCUGUAUCUCGACAACAAAGUGUUCGUGUCCCUCACUAAUGGUGAAGUGAUUGUUUACCAAAGAGAAGCAGGAAGUUUCUGGGAUCCUCAAAGUUCUCAGACUUUGUGUCUGGGUUCUCCUAGCGGCCCCGUCACAAAGAUGGUUCCAGUAGCUGGUAAACUAUGGUGCGGCUGUCAGAACCGGAUUCUCAUCAUCAAUACCAGCACAUUAACACAAGAGCACUCAUUUACAGUGGGUCAGGACAGCGGGCGUUGUGUGACCUGCAUGGUGAGCUAUGGGCAGGGGGUGUGGCUGGCACUACAGGGCAGCGCGCAGGUCCGACUCUACCACUCCACCACCUACGAGAGCAUCGCCGAGGUCGACGUAGCACCUGCUGUACACAAGAUGCUUGCAGGUUCAGAUGCUAUCAUCCGUCAGCACAAGGCAGCGUGUCUCCGGAUCACGGCUCUGCUGGCCUGUAGGGAUGUGUUGUGGAUCGGGACGAGUGCAGGAGUGGUUCUUACUCUGCCAGUCCCACCCGUCACCUCCACUAUAGGCCCGGGGGCUCUGCGGACACCCCUCGUCCCCACCGGCUCCGCUCACGGACACACCGGCCACGUCCGAUUCCUCACGUCUAUCGAACUCCCUGAGGGGUUCGACAUCCAGUUCCCUUCACAGACAGAGACAGAGCCGCCUGCUGACGGAGGGGUGCGACAGCGGCGUUCCUCCGCCCCCCUCUCUGGAAAAUCCACCGUGCUGGUGAUCAGCGGAGGCGACGGCUACGAGGACUUCCGCCUCAACAGCAGCAGUGAGACGGUGGGACGAGAUGACAGUACCAACCACCUGCUCCUGUGGCGCGUCUGAGCUUCUCUACUCAGUCUGUACCACGCCCUCACCUCAAAAGAAGCUCCGCCCCCGCGCUGCCGGAGCGGCUGAACACUGCAUCUCUGUGCAUGAGAAACGGAAGGGUCGUCCGUAACGUAUUCCUCGUUCCGUCGUGUUAUCAAGUCGUACUCUGUCCCGUGGUGUAUGAAGUGAAUCUCGCGCUGCUUGUGGUGUUUUUUUGUGCUUGUAGCGUGAAACAACUGUGGAGAAGAUGUGAAGAUAAAAGAACUCUGGUUAAAGAACGGAAUUAGAGAGAGAAAGACGAUGUAAAUAUUCUCCGAUUAAAAAAAUGGACAUAUGAAAUGAGGGUUGCAAGGACUGCUAGGAGGACGGAUGAUGAUGAUGAAUGAUGGACUCGUUUACGUUUGGCGUGAUCGACUACUGCUCCGUCACACUGUGAUCACGUAAAGAAUGAAGAGCAUUUGUAUAAAGUACGUGCGUCACGAGAGUUCGUCUGUUCCUAACCAAUGUGCAAUAUAAGGCUAGGGUACCUAUCAAGACUACAUUAUAUAAAUAUAUAUUUACGCACACACACAAAUUAAAGCCACACUCGCCUCAUCUUGCACCCUUUUCCACUAACACAGUGCCAGUGGGAACCGUUUUGUCGAACCUGGCAACAUUUCUCCCAGUUUAAAAGCAAAAUCAUUCAAUCUAAGAAAUGGAGCUUUAAUUCUGGAUGCUGAAACGUUAAUUAUUAUCGGCAUGUCCUGCCAUCUGAAAAAGUACAAGCACCAAUUCCAUUGAAGUUGAUGUAAUGAAUCUUAUUAGGUCACAUCCGGGGAAAGAAUCAUGCUAUAGGCUUUAAAUACAGACUUUCUAAAACCCACCUGUUUAACGCUAACAUUUAAUCCAUAACACAAUCAAAAUGAUAUCUUACUUGGCAGGCGUUCGGGUGGUACAGGGUUUGAAUCCCCGGCAGUGUUAUCGGCCAGGUAGGCGUCUACAUACAGACGUGAUUGGCUCUGUCUGAAGCAGGGAUGGCCAAAGCCAUGAAAUAGAUUUGCGCCCUGUUCGGGAUGAUUCUGUAAAAGCCAGAACCACUGCCACCCUGACAUGGAUACAGCAUUGGUAAAACUUAAAAAUUUAAUAAAAUAAAAAUUUAACCUGGUGCUCAGGUGGCACAGUGGUCUGAUGCACUAGCCCAUCACUGCUGAGAUCUGGAGCUCGGGAGUUGUGGUUCUGUUGGUUCUACUGAGCGUUCAACAGGCACAGUUGGCCGUGUCUGAGAGAUGGAGGUCAAAGGCGUUUCUCAUUCUUGCUGCAGUUGCGACCUCUGCUGGCUGGUUGAAGAUGCCUACAGGAGAAAACGCCUCAUAGAAAAGCAUAGCAUGACUUUCCAUUCUGUCUGUGAGACUGCACCUAUGGCAUGCCUCCCCCCACGGGCACUUUGACCAGUCAUCAGAGGUCGUCAUUGACCCAGUGACAAAGAACAGUAGCCUAACGGUUAAGGUACUGGACUAGUAAGCAGAAGGUCGCUGGUUCAAACCCCACCACUGCUGGGUUGCCACUGUUGGGCCCUUGAGCAAGGCAUACAUAAAAACGUAAACGUAAAAAUGUAAACGUUAAACGUAAACGAACCCUGUGGCAGUCAUUGUCCCUCCCCCUACAGACACACAGCCAAUAGUGCAUAUGUGCAGGCACCCUGCCAGCUAAUAGCAGAGCUGAGAUUCAAAUUUGAGAGCUUGAGAUCUCAGCACUGAUGCUACACAUUUUCCAUCUGAAUCAUAGUGUGUAACUAUACUAGCUCACAUGAAUCUAAGCUCUGCUAUUGGACGGCCUGGUGUCUACACAGGCAUGAUCGGAAGUGUCUGAGAAGGUGCAAUAGUGACCUCUGCUGGCUGGUCGAGGUGCUGCACAGAGAUGGUGCAUUAUGAAGAGUCCUGUGUGAACCCACAUCAUGCAGGUGAAAAGAAGCGGUUGGGUACUGCGCAUGUGUCACAGGUGGUGUGUCUUAGGUACGGUUUGCUCAGUCAGGGUUGGGGUCUGCAGCAGUAGAGAAGAUACAACUGGGUAAUUGGAUAUGACUAGAAUGGGGGGAAAAAAGGGGCAAAUGCAAAUUCUAGCUAGUUCUAAUUAUGUCUACUGUUUAGUGCCAUAGUAUGUGGUUUGAGAUGCUACACUCGUGCACUUAUCAUGUCAGCUGAGCAGUAGGAUUGAAGCAGGUCAAAUUUGAACCACUUCUGGUUUGUAAAAUGACCUUUCCAAUCGGCCUCGCUCCACACACAUAAAGCACACUCUCGACUGACUGGAUGCUUCUUACGCUGUACGAACACUAGCAAAACGCAGCCUCAAGUAGGUUGAAUUGUUGUUAUUAACAAAAAUUGAGUUCGUCCCCCAAUCCCAGGGCACUGGCAUCAGUAGUCUGGUUUAACAUCAUGUAGUGGAUCCUGAUUAGGCACCAGAACCAGCACUGGCACCCUGUCAGUGGAAAAGGACUCUCAGUAGGUGUGUUCUAACACAACAGUAUCACAGUCUGCUUAAUCACACCUGAUCACCUUAUUGUUCUUGUUAUUCUGUUAUAACUGAGUAUGAAACGUAUGAGUCCGGAGUCCGUUAGGUCAUUUACAGGAGCAUUCGAUACAGCUGUUGUGGCAAAACUGUGUACAGUAUUUAUGUUUUUGAUUUUAUGUUUUACAGCACUUAAUUUAUAAAGACUUCUCUUUUCCUCCUUACAAA
Trichomycterus rosablanca is the source of this 10069-nucleotide messenger RNA. RefSeq names its product rho guanine nucleotide exchange factor 17-like. NCBI's taxonomy places the organism in Eukaryota, Metazoa, Chordata, Actinopteri, Siluriformes, Trichomycteridae. The coding region runs from base 416 to 7372 and encodes 2318 amino acids. Gene Ontology annotation, molecular function: guanyl-nucleotide exchange factor activity; protein binding. The record is from RefSeq and is a predicted model, not a curated record. Gene Ontology annotation, biological process: actin cytoskeleton organization. The transcript is spliced from 20 exons.